Molecule: messenger RNA, 13832 nt
Organism: Podarcis lilfordi (Lilford's wall lizard)
Lineage: Eukaryota; Metazoa; Chordata; Lepidosauria; Squamata; Lacertidae
Source: the annotation of a GenBank genome assembly
AUGACUGCAGUGAGCGGCAGGCGUUGGAAUAAACAGGCAAACGGGAGCCCCCUCCAUUCUCUGACCCUCCCCGGCGAGACAGAGGAGCGCGAGAGAGCGGGCCUCUCCUGGCCCCUCCAGAGAAGCCGCCGCCGCCGCCGGAGCCCCUUUCGCAGCAGCCCCGCCUGGAGUGGCGUUGCCUUACCAACGGCCUGGCGUAGGCGGCCGGGCGCGCGGCACAACCCGGAAGUUAUGCGGGGAAUGCAUUGGAGGGGGGACAGGAAGUGCCGGGGAACUGAGGUAAGGGAAGUGAGGUAAGGGAACCAAAGUUUUUUUGCUAUCUUCCGAAAAAAAAGGGGCUUCUUUUUUUGCGCUUCCCAGUAUUUGAGGAUUAUUAUCUCUUCGUCCCAAACCUAAAAUAUCUGAGGGCACGGGGGUGGGUUUAAAACACAUCUCCUCUCACAAAUGGCAACCCGCCAUGUUGGGCAUUGUUUCCUAUGGGGGUCCGGAGUGGUGCCGGUCUAGCAGUUGGCUUCUCUAUGGAGCAACAGCCCCCCUCUAAAAUGUGCUCAGGCUGUUAAGAGGGCGGGGUGUUUGUGUGUGUAUCGCGCGCGGAGGAUUCCAUUUUAUACCGGAAGUGACGCAGAAGGGCUGGUUCCCCCCCCUCUUUCUUCCGGAUUGCGCCUAAGUGUUUUGAGUUUUGUUGAGAGGUGGGUCCCUAUCGCUCUAGGCGCAGCUACGUUGAAAUUCCUUCGUAGUUUACACUGGGGAAUAAAGCGGAAAACCAGUUUAGUUUGACGUCGGAUGUGAUGUUAAGAGCUCCGUUGGCAUCGCAGCCCUUCAUGGUAUAACCACGGCUCCCCAGCCCGCCCAUCUGCAGUGCGGGGAUCAGAGCACUGGACUGCCUGGCAGUGCUCUCCUGAAACAUCACCCACCCACACAAGUACCCGCGAUGCGAGGAUAAUAUCAUUGCAGGGCUGUUGUAAGCCUCACUUUCAGCCACUUGGAAGAACUGGGAAUGUUAUUGGAGGGUGGGGUGUAAAUUCCUUAAAUAAAAUAAUUUAAGGAUGGAAGCAUUGGGCUGCACUGCAUUCUGAGCUUCUCAGCCACACACACUACUGCAAUAUAAAGAUGACAACAUUGCAGGGCAGAUGUAAGCCACAGGCUCUAAAAGCCUAGGGUAACGGGGCAAACAGGGCCACAUGGCUGUCACUUAGAGCCGCUCUCUCACACACAUGCCCAAAUGUUUAAAAAGGACAACCACAGGGCUACCUUGGAAUCCCCUCAUAAGAAUAUAAAAGUGGCCCGUCUAGCCCAUCAUCCUGUUCUCACUGUGGCCAUCUAGAUACCUCUGGAAAGCCGCCAAGCAGGAUCUGAAUGCAACAGCAACUCUCCCCACUUCUGACUCCCAGCAAAUGGUAUUCAAAAUCAGUGGCAUACUUUCUACAUGGUGGAGGCAGAACAUAGCCAUUGUAGCUGGCAGCUCAGCCAAAGCCACUGCCACCUCACCAUCAAUAUAGGGAUAAUAACUACGGGCUGUAUUUGCAUUUAUGGCGCAGUGUUUUAAAAAACUAAUGUUUCAUUCCUGCUACUACUCCCCCCGCCCUUCUUUUGUAUGAAUGGUUGGUUGAUUGAGUUCUUGGUUUAGGUUUGGGGCUCCUCAGUGCCCUCCUCCACCUUGAAAUUGCCCACUUGCUCUCAGCCUCUUGCAUCGGGGUCCAGUUCCCUUCGUGGCCCAGAGAAAGAUGGCAGAUAGUGAUCAAACCAUUGCAGUUGCUUUUCCUUCUGCUCGCUCCUAUUGCUUUGCUGCCCCCACUUUGGAAGUGAAUGGAUGGCAAUGGAAGCAGGAGCAGCAGGAACAGCAUUGUCCCCUCCCCUCAGGCACUGGCAGGUGCUAGAUGUUGCCAACUCCUGACUUCAGACCUUGGGAAGGGCGUGCUGUUCCCCUAUCACAACUGGGCUAAAAUCCUGCAUUUCUCUGUUCUUUCUGAAAUACAGCUGCUACUUUUAUUUUGCAGGAAAAGGGGGGAAUUUAGCAUCAAAACUAACUGGCAAGUCUCAUCUGACAAAUGAAUAAGCAGUCUACUGUUUUGUUCAGUCUGCGCUACAAGUGAGCAGAGCUAGCAUACAGGUCCAAAGCGGCAUUCCUCAGCUUCUUCCUUUUUUUAAGUAAAAAGCUUGUAUAUAAGGAAACAAGCUGGAAAGCUUUGAUUGUUCACAGAGGCCUGGUUUUUUGGGGGGCCGAGGGGGUGGUUUGCUGGAUCAGAAAUGGCAAGCUUAGGAUCACACCUUUAAAUUGUUUAUGUACAGUACACAAAUCAUGCAGGAAAAAUGGUUUUUGCUACUUUGGGCGCAGAAUGAAUUGAGUACACAGUACAUCUGAAACUGGUUUUAAGCUCAGUAUCCCAACAGUCUAGAUUUCCCCAACACUGCCACUCAGGAAACUUGGUAACCCGUAGGUCAGAAAGUCUUUACAUCAGAUCUCAGAUCAAUUCCUGAAGAUACCAGGGCGUUGUAGGCAAGCUGUCUCUCUCACUGCACUGACACUGUGACAUACCUUAUGAGUUUGUCAUAAGUGUUUCAACCCAGCUAAUGACACUGUUGUUGGAAUGGAAACAACAGAGCAAUCCUGUGUAUUGAAGGCGAUGGAAGCUGCCCCACAUUAUUUAACUUGUUUUCUUCUACAUAUAUAUUCUGUCAUUUCUCCAUCGUGGAACCUAAGGUGGCGUACAAGGGUUCCCCAUCCAGGCAGGAACCAACCAAAAGCUGCUUAUUUUCUGCAAGGUGCCUCGUGCUUUUGGACAAUACUUUUUAUCAUUGUACUUUUCACAUAUCAAAAGAAGCUGCCUUUGGUUUUCCUUUUGGAUUGAAAAGCAGGGCAGAAAUUAAUUCAAAAUUUUAAAAUAAAUAUACUUUUCAGGCAAGCCUUUAUAACAUAAAGCUGAUCUAAUGCCCACUUACCUGGGAACAAGGCCCAUUGAACCCAGUGGGACUUCUUUCUGGGAAUACAGAAAGAUUGUGCUUUAACAAGUAAAUAACUUAUUUAUGGGUAAGCCUGUGCAGAAGGAUUGCAGCCUUAUAUCAAUUUAUCUAUCUGUUAAUGGCAGCUGUCUUGUACUCAAAUGAAUUUUUUAAAUUGCUGCUAUCAUUUGAGUGUUACAUCAUAGUUGUUGCCCUUUCUUUCUUUCUUUCUUUCUUUCUUUCUUUUUUCUUUCAUCUUUGGGCUGCUAUUUUAUGAACAUUUACUUGACAGUCAUCCUCGUUGGACACAGUGGGACUCCCUUCUCAAGUAAGCAUGAUUAAGCCCCUUAAAUGGCAAACUACUUCGAAGCGGGAUAGGAUGAGACUCUUAAGACCAGGGUCGUGGGUUGGAGCCCCACGCUGGGCAAAAAGAUUCCUGCAUUGCAGGGGGGUGGCCUAGAUGACCCUCGUGGUCCCCAUGCUCCUAUGAAACGAGUCGUGCGUGCAUGUGGCUCAGAAGCUCCCUCUCCGUCCCCCUUCGAGCUUCUACUUUGGGGGGGGGCGGAGGGAGUCUCCUGCUUACCUAACUUUGAACUCGAGUCUAGGGGUGGAGGCCUUCCAGAAGUGGUUACCCCGCCCCGCUACUCCCACCACCCCUGACCAUUGGCCCUGCUGGCCGGCGGGGUUGAUGGGAGUUUGCAGGCAAACGACCUGUGCGGAGUCCCAGGUUCCCCCAUCUCCGCCUUUGCGGGUGGGCUGGGGGCUCCCGCUUUGUGCGCUAGUUCCUUGACGUGGCAGGCAAGCCAGCCUUUGCUGCCCUUUUGCCCCUUCUGUUCCGCGGGCACCGCAGGAUGUGUGUCUACUGAUGGUUUGUUUUUAUGAAUGGGCCUCGCGCUCUCGGGGGAAGGAGCGCCCAUUCAUGCCUUUCUGCCUCGAUCCAGGCGGCGUUAGGACCCGCGCGGCGGGCGGCGAGGAGGAGGAGGCGGCGGCGGCGGAGGCUGCUUGGCCGGAUCGGGCGAGGCGGCUCCUUCCGAGGUGAUCCUGAUCCGGCUCUUCGCUCGCUGCAGGCCCGGCAGCAGGAGAAGGAGGAGGGAGAAGGAGAAGGAGGAAGAGGAGAGGAGAUGCCGAGCAAGAAGAAGAAGUACAAUGCGCGCUUUCCUCCGGUGAGAUCCCCCGCGGCUGCCCUCCCCCCGCCUGCCUUACCCCGGGGUAGAGCUUGCACCAAAGCCCGGCCCGCAGCAGCGGAGCCCCUCUUGCCCCGGAGGAAGGGAGCAAAAAGUGCCGGGGCUGCUUCCUGGACUGCCACCCUCCUCCCCACCCCACCCCGGCCGCUGCAGAAUCCCCAGAGAGUUUGAGGCUGCGAUCUUAAGCCCGCUGAAGCUGGGGAGGGGGGACCCCAUUGAAACUGCUGAGUAGACACGGCUAGGGUGGCUGCCUAAAUAAAUUAAUCAAGGCGGCAAAUGAAUUACUUCCCUUUUACUUGCCCCCCCCGUACCUCCCGUAUGCUUCAAGCAAGAUGUGGAAAGGGGGGUGGUGAGGGAAAAGAAAGCAGGUAAUACAGACCCCUCCCUAAAAGACACUCGUGCCUGCUUGCCUAUAGAAGUCUUAAGAACCCCUUAUUUUUGCUGUUUAUUAGAAUAGACCUGGUAUGGGGAAGCUUUGGCCUUCCAGAUGUUGCUGAACUACAACUCCCAUCACCCCCUGGCCAUUGGCUGCUGGGAGUCAUAAUUCUGCAACAUCUGGAAGGCCAAAAGUUCCCCACUCCUGGAAUAGACACACAAGCCUGCCUCCCCCACCCCCACUGCCUUCCUGCUCCAGGGAAUAAAAUGUAACCCCGAACACACAGGCAACUGAUCCCUCCGCACAGAAGAGAAAACCCAUAGGAGAGGUUUUCUGCUUUAGCAAUUCAGUGAGUGUAGCCCGUUUUCCAAUAAAAUACAAAACAAAAUCCUCCUUCGAAUAAGCUUGAUGCACCUCCAGAUUUUGCUUGAUUGCAGUUCUCAUCGGCCAGAGCCAGUGUGGUCCCUUGUCACUUGUCAGGGAUGACGGAAGGUGUCGUGCAACAACAACUGAACAGGAACUGGUUCCCUGACCUGAUAGACAAACCCCCUCGCCAAUGGAAAUUGGCUUUUGUAGCCCCUGUGGAAGAUGUGCCCUCUGCUCUCUGUGGCCUUUGCAAGAUACAAUCUGGCUCCUGAGGAAUCCAUGACCCUCCAGAAGUUGUUGGGACUACAACUCCCAUCAUCCCUGAACAUUGACCAUGUUGGCUGGGGCUGAUGGGAGUUGGAGUCUGCCCACAUCUGCAUGGCCACUAGUUCCAGAACUGUUGUUGGACUGCAGCCCCCAUUGGCCCCUGCCAGCAUGGUCAGUGGUCCAGCAACACCUGGAGGGAAGCAGGUUUCCCUCUCCUGGCAUGGAAUAGGUCUGAGUUUAUUUCCUCUGCUAUUUGCUAAUGUUGAUUGUUGGGUCCUGGGCCAACCUGAGGUCUUAUAGUAAGGCUUCUUGGUGGGUGCCUCUUUUGUAGAAGGGCUUUCUGAAGAGGGGGUGCAUUUUCUUUUCUCUGUCCAAAGUGCUGCUGCUGGACAAUUUUGGUGGAAAACCUGGGUUCCUGUGUUUGGAGCAAGACAGAUUAUUUUUGUCUCUUUGCACCUUUCAUCAUUUUAUAAAACCUCUUCUCCUUCCUUCCUUCCUUCCUUCCUUCCUUCCUUCCUUCCUUCCUUCUUUCCUUGGUCCCAAAAACCUUUUUGUGAUUGAGUGAUCAAGAGACUGCUGAUCACCCACAUGUAUUCCAAGCAUGGAUGGACUCAUGAUACAUUUGUAUAGGACAUUAUUACAACAUUGGCUGUUUUAUCUUUUCACUGCCUUUUGGGACAGUGUUUAUUAUUAUUAUUAUUGUUAUUGGCGGUUCACAACUUAAAAUUGCAAUAUAAAAAACACAAAAUACAUAAUAAGAACAUGAAUAUGAUUAUGUAUUUUAAUUUUAAUUUUUACUUUAUUCUGCUUUGUCAUUUGAAAAACAAUUUGGUUUAAUUUUCCUAGCUGAAUGUAAGAUUUUAUAUUUCAAUUAAUUUUUUUAAUUAAAUUAAAAUUUUAAAAAUCUGGAGGGACACAUGUGAGCCUCUCCUGGAACAUGUCCUGCUAUCCUUUGACUUGUACAAGCAUGAGAGUUGUAAAACCCAUGAGAUUUACUUUGGAGCACAAAUGCAUAGGAUUGGGCUUUCCUUAGGGUUGAGAAGCGCGUGACUUUGCAGGUGUUGGUAAAUUCCAACUCCCAUCAAUCCUCUUCCUCUGUCUGAAAUUUCAGGCCGGCCAGCGUCUUUCCCAUCAGUUGCUGCCUGAUCCUUUUUAACUGGAGGUUAUGGGGUUUACCUGGAGAUCUGGGACCUUCUUCAUGUAAAGCAUGUGUUCUUGCACCCUAAAACAGAAACAAGACUCCUGCCCUCAUGAUUCUGGAUAAACAGCUAAUUCACAUAGGAAACUGCCUUAGACAUGCACACUUCAGCUUAUACCCAGAACAAAUUUAGUUGGUCUCUAAGGUGCUAUUGGACAAUUUAUUAAUUUAUUAAUUUAUUUCGACUGCGUCAGACCAACACGGCUACCUGCCUGAAUCUGCCUUAGACAGAGUCAGACCACCAGUCCACCUAGCCCAGUAUAAACCAGAGAUGGGGAACCUCAUGCUGGGGAGCAGAUGGGGCUCUCUAAGAUGUUCAGCCGGGACCUUGGGACUCUCAGUUGACAGUAUCUGCUCCCCAGGCCACACCCCAUACUGGCCUCCCUCCCUUCCUUCCCUGAGUGUUUUGUCUUGGCUCGGCUGAGAAAUGUCCUUGACUGAGAUAAGGCCUCUUGCUAGCCUGGGUGGAGAGUGCGUUGUGUGUGUGAAUUUGGCAUGUCGGAAUGCAGCCUGCUCCACAAAGGCAGGAGUUCUAUCUGCUUUUUGCCUCUGGUCCUCCCCCUUCCAGAAACUUGUCCACAAGGGAUUCUGGCCUUCUGCCUAAAAAGCAUUCCUCACUCCUGGUCUACACUGAUCUGGAGAUGCUGAAGACUUGAGUUUGCAUGCAAAUCCUGUGUUCUGGCACUGAACUAUGGGUCUCUCCACCCAACCCCUGUGAAGCUAGGCUGGGCAUUUCCACUUCAAGCAUCGCAAUGCCCCAGGUGCCCCACUCUCUUGCCCAGCAGUGGAUCCUAGCCUUUCUUGACUCUGGCAGACAAGGGUGCCUGAGGGCUGUCCUUCAGCAAGCCCAGCAGCACAGUCCUUCCUGCCAACCCAUGGGACAACCUGGGUGCGAUGCUGAAAAGCUAGCUUCCCGAGAGCAGUGUGUCUUUUUACCCAAGUUGGUUGUUCACUGGCAGCUCCCUGCUGCACCCCAGGUGCCAAGGCAGAGUUCAGGGGAAGGCUUUAGUGCAGGGCCGGGGAAAUCCAUGGCCGCCCCAGCUCCCAUCAGUCUAGAGGGCAAUAGGUUCCCCUUCCCUGGUUUAGUGCUUAGGAGAGAUGCUGAGCCUUGGUCACCCAGUCCAAGUCACUUAAUAGUAUUCGGGGGGGGGAUGCACUCUGCAUGUGCUUAGAGGAGCCCUUAGAGGUUUUGUUGUUGAGUUGUUUUUUUACUCUGUGGGCUACAGAGUUGGACCAUUGGGCUUCCAAAAUAGAUGAUCCCCUGGGCUGAGGUUGAGUUCCAGGAUUACCUCUUCAAUUUCUAAAGUGUUUCCUAGUGUUUGUUUCUAGGACCACCUAAUGAGUGGUUGUUCCACCUAAGCAGAAAGCCUCCAGUUCAGACGUCACCUCUGCAGUAAUUAUAACCAGCACCUUGAACUAGACUUGGGAGCUAGCUGGCAAACCGGUGGCACUGAUGCCCUCUGUCGUUUACCCCUGUUGGGAAGUGAGGCACCACCACUGUGGCCAUGCGCACACAUCACAUUUGAAGCACAUGGCUUCCUCCAAGGAAUCCUGGGAACUAUAGAUUACUCUAAACUCAGCUACAGUUCCCGGAACCCUUAAUAAAUUACAGAUACUUUGGGGGGGGGUGUCAUGUGCUUUAAAUGGAUGGCAUGCACACAGCCGCAUUCCCUUGUUAAUAGGGGUGAAGUACAGUGUGUCAAAUUUGGUCUUCCAGCUAGUUUCCAAGGCGCCAGUUCAAGGCCCUGGUUAUUAUCGAGUGGUUGGAGGUGGGGGUUGUAUUCUGUGAUUCCACAGGCAUGUAAAAUGUGGUGACUACCAGGGAUGUGAUUCAGCUUUGUGACCAGCCAAGUUGAAUUUUUUCAAACUCAGGAAACAAAAUUUCUAGAUCUUACAGGCUGUUUGGCUAAGUCCAGCUGAAAUCUGAGAAGCCAGGGUUCCGUUUUAAUACCCUCUUCCAUUCUCCAUGUUUUGUUUUUAAAAAGGCUCGAAUCAAGAAGAUAAUGCAGACUGACGAGGAGAUUGGCAAGGUGGCGGCGGCUGUUCCUGUGAUUAUCUGUAUCCUUUUCGUCACAUCGCCUGGAUCCGCCCGCCCGCCAAGCCUUGGGGAGAAGUGCAAGGAGGCCAAGUGGGGGAAUGUGUCUCGCCCCAAGGAGAUGGCUUGAGGAACCUGUAGGAAUUCGAUUCCGACCAAACAAAGCCUCCUACAUAUAUUUUGCUCUAGGAGGCAUAGUUUGGUCAGAAUAGUGCAUGGGUAGGCAAACUAAGGCCCUGGGGCCUAAUCCGGCCCAAUCAUCUUCUAAAUCUGGCCCGGGAAUCAGUGUGUUUUUACAUGGGUAGAAUGUGUCCUUUUAUUUAAAAUGCAUCUCUGGGUUAUUUGUGGAGCAUAGGAAUUCGUUCAUUUUUUUUUUUUUCAAAAUAUAGUCCGGCCCCCUGCUGAAAAAGUUUGCUGAGCCCUGGAAUAGUGAAUACACUUCCAGAGCUAACACUGAAUAAAUUACUUCUGGUAAAUGAGCCACCAUUGCCCCUAGAGGGCUGUGAAAAUUUGCGUCCCAGGCAUUUUAGACACGUCUACUCAUGUACUAUCUAAAACCAAAGGGGCAUAUUGGAUGCAAUAUGUGAAUUUUUUUUCCAGCAGGGACCUGCUGCUAGUCAGCCCCAGGCAGGAUGGCCCAUGCUCAGGGAUGAGGAUGAAGCUGUUGUCCCACUAUAUUUGGGGGGCCUGACAAGUUCCCUAGGACUGGAUGGGCAAAUCUGACCUCAGGCAGCCUCCUGUGUGAAGCUUUGCACUCUCUGCACAUUGUCAGGGGGUUGGGGGGGUGGCUCCCUUCACAGCAUCCCUUAACUGUAGGUCUCCCCAAGCUCGGGCGCUGGAGCUCUUUCUAGAAUCGCUACUGAAGAAGGCCUGUCACGUGACGCAGUCCAGGAACGCCAAGACCAUGACCACAUCGCACUUGUGAGUACCGGCUGCACAUCAAGGUGCAGGGGCAGAGCCAGUCAUGAAAGGGGGGCGGUUUUUAAUCCCGUUUUGGAAAUGUGUAUAUUCCUUGUGGCAAGGAGUUCCCCAGUUCAGCUUUCCUCAAAGUAAGCACAGGCAUUGGCUGUGGAAGUAUUGCAGUUCAGCCUCCCCGUAUCAGGCAGAAUUUGUUGAGCUUCAAGUGCUUUGGCUUGAAGUGCAGAAAGUGUUUUUAUUUUAAACUGUUUAUUUCCCCCAACCAUGCCUCUCAAAAGUAUUUUUUACUUACUUACCUCCUGUUAUUUCGUCUUUUUCUUUCAUACAUGUAUCUAAUUCCCCCCUCCAAACUUCCCAGUUUCUCUCAUUCCUUCUGCCCACUCCUUUUACACUCACUUCUUCCUUCUGCAGCAGCUUUAGACUGUUAUCAUAUUCCUUUUUGUUUCAUUUACUUUAAAAAAAUAACUUUCUUUCUUUCUGAUUUCCUUCAGUACCUCCUCUGGCUUCUUCCUUUCAGAGGAGUGAGACCUUCCUUCCCUCCCCUGCCUCUUUCUCUUUCUCUUUAUUUCUCUUUCCCACCCACCUUUACCAAGCAUACAGGUUUGCUGGCAUUGCUCCUCCCAAAAGUCAGAGGCCACAAUGGAAGAGUGAGGAAGCACUGUGUGAGCUGUGGCCCUGAAGCACCCUUGAAAGUAGACUUAAGACCCACUGGUGGUCCCUGGCCCAUUGGAGAAACAUCAACAGUCCCACUAAGUUGAAGGCAGCUAGCUGCCUGCCUUCGCAAAUCUAGUAACCUUUAUUUGAAACCAUGAGGGCUAGAAACUUGUCUCCCCGUCCCCCUGAUUUUAAAGAGAAGUUUUGUCACUGCAUCAGCUGUGUCUGGAUUUCCCAUCUAAGCCUGUCAUCUGGUUUUGCAGGAAACAAUGCAUAGAGCUGGAGCAACAGUUUGACUUCCUGAAGGACCUUGUUGCCUCUGUGCCAGAUAUGCAAGGAGACACGGAGGAUAACCUCAUGGAGGGGGAGAAAGUUUCCAGGAGGUAGGAAGGGAGGGGAAGCCCCCGUAGCAUAAGGUCCCAGGUUCGAUCCCCGAUUGCAUCUCUCCACUUUCCCAAAAAUGGCCAUUUGGCAGGAGAUGGCUAAGAUCCUUCUCAGCCUCAGACCCUGGACAGCCUCUGCAAGACAGAGUAGACAGUACGGGGCUAGAUGGAUGAAUAAUCUGAUCUGGCCUAAGAUAACCUCCUUCAUAAUGGGUGGGAUGGGAGACACUGGAGGAAGUUCUGUCCCUCUCCCCUAAUCUGAUCUUUGCUAAAGGGGGGAGAUGGGGAGGUUUUUCCCAUAAUAUGAAUACUUGCUUGCUUCUGCUUCAGGAACCUUUGCAACCAUCCUGCAAGUUGGCUAGUAUUGUCCUUGUUAAAUUGUGAGUGGGAGGCUGAGGAUGGGGAAUUGGAGGCCCUCCAGAUAUUGUUGAGCUCAAACUCCCAUCAACCCCCCAACCAGGGAUGGCGGGAGAUUAAGUAAACACACCUCCAGAGGACCGCAGCUUCCCCAGCCUUGUCAAGAGACCAGUCCGGCUGAGCUAAGACUAGAACCAGGAAUUUCAGCUCUCAGUGACUACACAUGACAUGUGUUGGGCCGUAGCCAGGGGGUAAAGCAUCAGUUUCUGAGCCGCUGUUUGUGUCUGCCUGGUGAAAGUGGAGACUUUUCCUGGGGAGGCUUGCUUUAGGUGUAUUUAAUUAUAUGAAUCACUCCCCCAGCAAAAGUCCCUGAAGCAAUUUACAGGACGAGUGAGGUGCAGUAAUGAAUAAAAAUGCAUCAUUAUAUUCAAAAUGUAGUCAAAGCAAGAAACAACAACACAUCCCAUCAUUGGUGCUGCCCAAAUGACCAGGAAAACAAAAAUGUCUUGGCCUGGCAAGGUUGGUGCCAGGCAGACCUCCUUGGGGAGAGCUUGCUAGAGGUGCGGAGCUACCACAGAAAAGGCCCCUUUCUCUUCUCGCCACUCUCUGGAACUCCUUCAAAGGUGGGAUGCAGAGAAGGGCAAUGGGGGACAUGAUCUCAGGGUUCAGGAGGUUUAUAUAGUGGAAGGCAGCCUUUAGAGAUAGGGGUCCUGAGCUUUGCAAGGCGGUAAAGGUCAAAGCCAGCAAUUGAGCCCCGGUUUCCAAAUGGUAUUCAGGGGCAGCCCCAUGACAACGCAUUGCAUAGCCUAACCUGGAGGCCUCUUCCGCACACCUGUCUCCACUUUCUUUUCCUCUCUGGUUCAGGGGCCGGAAACCUGGCACUGGGCGAAAGAACGGCGGCCCAGGCAAAGGACGGGAUCCGAAGCAGUCGGGCACAGACUCGGAGCAAGAGGUGGGCUGGCGUGGUUUUGAGUGUCUUCAGAAACUGAAACCCUCUUCUAAUUGCAGUCCAGAAACACUUUUUAAAAAGUUAAUUAAUCAUCUGACCCUGUUUUUCCUCCUCCUUUCUCUUUCUUUUCUCAUCCCGCCUCCCUCCCUCCUUUAAAUGAAAUCCUGAACAACCAUAGAAAAAUGCGGGCCGUAUGGGCGCCCGCAGGAAUUUUUCCGGGUGGAGUAAGCCACAGAGAGGACGAAGCAGGUCAUCCAGGGAGGGGGAUCAACUGUAUCGUCAUCCCCCUUGGUGGAUGCCCAUGUACAGUCUCUUGACCCACUUUCGGUUUCUGUUUGUGUGAACAGAAACCCAAAGCGGCUGCUGUUCAUCUUCCUUCCCCCUGGUGGUUUUGCUUGGAAAAACCACCCUCUUGCUUCGGCCCCUUCCCUUUCUGCUAUCUAUAGAUGGUUAACUUUUUUGGAGCCACCCUUGCCUCAUCUCAGCGGUGAUUCUUCACAGGGGGGUGAAGUUGUGGCCUCCCCCCGCUUGCCACUGUGCUCACGGCCCGUAUGCUUCCCUUCUGGGCCUGCCAGGCCGCACUGCCCAGGAGGCGGCAGCAAGGCAGGCAGGCAGGGACUGUUGUGCUGAGGCCUCCCUGCUCACUCACACUUGGGAUGGGCAGCUGAGCAGGCCACAACCGCAAGGAGCGAGCUGAGCAUAGCCAGGGGGCUCAGUGGGUGGGCAGUGAGGCCUUGGCAAGUGCCCCACAAUGCCAUGCCCCGAUUCCAGCCCAACUUCAUCGGACAUACACAGUUUAUUCCUCAAUAUUCCACCCUCUUUUCUUAUGUUGUUUUAGACUGUCCAGCCUCCAAGCAGUGGGCUGAGGCAGUGAUGUUGGUUGUAUCCCAGGAGUGGGGAGCCUUUUUUCAGCCUAAGGGCCGCAUUCCUUUCUAGGCAGCCUCCCUGGGGCCACAUCCAGCAAUGGAGGUGAAUCUUCCCUUUGUACAGUAGGCUAGUUUGCCUGCGCACAUACAAACCCCUCUCCCCUCCUUCCAAGCAAGCAAGAGGCGUCCGGGUGUGGCCGGGGGGGAGGGUCCUGAGGGCUGGAUGGAGAGGCUUAGGGGGGCCACGCUUGGCCCACAAGUCUCAGGUUCCCCGCUCCUGUUGUGUUCAGUGCACUGUCCCUGCACAGCAGUGUGAAUCGGGUCUGCUGGGCUGGAAGCAGCCCAGGAAACACAUUUCAGCUGCCUGCCUAGAAGGGCAAAAGAUGUGGCUGCAGGAUCCAACUAGCUUGGCUGCUCCGAGUAAAUGAUAGGCUGGCAUCAAGAGCAUAGCAUCGUUCCGUGGUGACCCUUUUUUUCUCCGGCCUGUGCAGGACGACUCUGAAGACAGCGAGAGCAACGGGGAGGAGGAAGUGUCCCACAUCGCCCCUCCUCCUGUGCGACCUGCCACACAUCUCUCCACGUAAUAUUUUCAGUGUGCUCCUGCUUAUUGCAUUUGGCCAGCAGUGUGUCAGGAAUUGUGGUUGGGAGCUCUGCCCUUUUAGCCGUCAAGCUGGGAUUCAAGUGCUGUUGUCGGCUGCCUCAAAACUGUUGACGUCUGUGUGUUUUGGGGGCAGGGACCGGAUGCCACUUUGCUAUGGCCCCUUUCAAUCCUGGCACCAGCCUUGGCUUAAAGUCUAGGCUGCUGUUAUUUGUUCUCCUCACCAAAGAAACCCUGAUCUGUUUCUGAGCCUAGAGGGGACAGGGACGACUUGCAGCCUUCCAGAUAUUCCUGGGCUCCCGACUCAGUCCUAACAAGCAUGGCAAAUGGUUGUGAGUGCUGGGAGUUGUAGUCCAACAGCGCCUGGAGGGCCACAGGCACACACCCCAGGCCUGGAAAAGAUCUUCACCACCCCCAAUCUAUAGAAAAAGUGCCUUGGCCUGCACACUAAUCCGACCCCCUUUUUCUCCCCCUGCAGUGCUCCAACACCGUAUCUACAUUUCACUUCCCCGCCGGUUCCCGCAAUACCUCUGCCUGUCGCUGCACCAAUGGGGACGGUGCCAGUUGCGCCCCCACCUGCGCCGCUUGCGCCAGCCCAGGAAGACGAGGAGGAUUAUGACUCCUAGCCCUAGUUCUGUUUUUUUGCUGUUGCCACUUUGGGGAGGGGUGGGGGGGAGGGGAGGGACAGAACAGGGUUUGAACGGGGCUGUUCUUAAAUUUAUUAAAAAACAUGAAACUGUG